AUGACCACCCAACGCGCUAUCAUCGUCCUGGGCCCUGGCCGCGCAUCGCUGGCACAAGAUGUCCCGAUACCUGAGCUGCCGGACAAUUACAUUCUUGUCAAAACCAAAGCCGUCGCUUUGAAUCCAACGGACUGGCGUCAUAUUGAUUUUGUCCCCUGUAAGGGAGCCACCGUGGGCUGCGACUAUUCUGGAAUAGUCGAAGCCGUCGGCCCGCACGUCAAAAAGGGGUUCAAGAAAGGCGAUCGAGUUGCUGGGUUUGUGCACGGCAGUAAUGCAGUUCGUCUCAAUGGCGGCGCAUUCGCCGAGUAUGUGAUCGCGAAAGGCGAUCUCCAAAUGUUGAUACCGGACUACAUGAGCUUCGAGGCCGCUGCCACAUUCGGUGUUGGCUUGACAACCGUCGGUCAGAAUCUUUACCAAAUCAUGGAAUUGCCCUUCCCCGGUGAUUCGGAAGACGUGUCAGACGACACAAGUAUCCUCAUUUACGGAGGAGCAACCGCGACUGGUACUCUUGCUAUUCAAUUGGCGAAGCUAUCGGGACUACGAGUGGUCACGACUUGCUCUGAAUACAACCGCAGCUUCAUGUUUGAGCUCGGGGCAGACGCUGUGUUUGAUUACCACGACCCACAAGUGGGUGAGCAGAUCCGAGAGGAUACUGAUGACGCACUGGAAUUUGUCCUAGAUACGGUCUCAACCCCCCAAUCGGCUGCCAUUUGCAGUGCUGCAAUUUCAUCGACGGGUGGUUCAUACAACGCUCUGCUGGAUGUACGGUCCGCCCGAGACGAUGUUGACUCACAUGUCUCCAUGGCUUAUGACAUACUGGCAGAGCCUUAUCGCAUGGGGGCGCAGGAGAAGUCUCCUGUGGACACGAACUUUGAGUUUGGCGUCCAAUGGUGGAAGUUAGCGCAGAAACUACUCGAUGAGCGCCGUAUUCUCCCUCACCCACAUCAGGUGAAGCCAGGUGGCUUAGCUGGAGCAUUGGCUGGUCUCCAGAUGUUGCGGGAAGGUAAAGUCCGAACUUCUAAGCUAGUUUAUCUCGUUGAUGGACCUCAAUGA
This is a messenger RNA of Penicillium bovifimosum, 1053 nucleotides long. RefSeq names its product zinc-binding alcohol dehydrogenase family protein. The transcript has 2 exons. The coding region runs from base 1 to 1053 and encodes 350 amino acids. Lineage: Eukaryota; Fungi; Ascomycota; Eurotiomycetes; Eurotiales; Aspergillaceae. The record is from RefSeq and is a predicted model, not a curated record. Gene Ontology annotation, molecular function: oxidoreductase activity, acting on NAD(P)H.